Messenger RNA from Neltuma alba, 759 nucleotides. RefSeq names its product autophagy-related protein 8d. The transcript is spliced from 6 exons. Bases 127 to 489 code for a protein of 120 amino acids. The record is from RefSeq and is a predicted model, not a curated record. Lineage: Eukaryota; Viridiplantae; Streptophyta; Magnoliopsida; Fabales; Fabaceae.
AGCUUUUCCUUAACUUGCAGUCGAAUUCGUCCUCUGGGCGUUCGCUCGAUGUGAUUAUUCUGGAGUUCCUCCAGCUCUACUCGUUUUCUCUCUCGUUGCCGUUCUUUUUUCGUCUGAACCAUUGCCAUGGCAAAGAGUUCGUUCAAGAUGGAGCAUCCCCUUGAAAGGAGACAGGCUGAAGCGGCUCGAAUUAGAGAGAAGUAUCCAGAUAGAAUACCAGUGAUUGUUGAAAGGGCUGAAAAGAGCGAUGUUCCUGAGAUUGACAAGAAAAAGUAUCUGGUUCCGGCUGAUUUGACUGUUGGCCAGUUUGUGUAUGUAGUUCGGAAGAGAAUCAAGUUGAGUCCUGAGAAAGCCAUCUUCAUUUUUGUCAAGAACAUUUUACCUCCAACUGCUGCUAUUAUGUCUGCGGUUUACGAGGAAAAUAAGGAUGAAGAUGGAUUCCUGUAUAUGACUUACAGCGGGGAAAACACAUUUGGGACUUUGAUCUGAAUUAUGGCGUGCAGCAAUCCAUGUAAAUACGUCUUCCCAAAAAGAAAAUAAAUAAGCUGUGGGAAGAAGCUAGUAUGGUUGUAAAUUCUUCUGUAUUUUUAACUUUGUUUUUCUUUAUGAAUACUGCGGCUUUUUCUGAAACGACUGUAACAGGAUAUUGAAUAUAGGCUUGCAAUUGCAUUCAGAUGUAAGAUUAUGCUGAAGGGGUACUAUUCGCAUUAAGUCCUGUGCGACAAUUUAUGAAUUUAUUUAAUUUUAAUAUGUUAAAAA